AUGGUCAAGAUUGGUGAAAUUAACCGUACAUCAACAUUUGCAUGGAGUCUGGAUGCCUUGCCUCUUUUGGCAACAGGUACAGUUGCCGGAGCUGUUGAUAUAAAUUUCACUUCCUCAGCCACUUUGGAGAUUUGGGAGAUAUUCUCACCUACAAAGAAAAACGAACCUAUUUUCACUGCUUCUGUCGAACACAAAUUUUAUGCAUUGGCAUGGUCAAAGCCAUUCGAAAAUAGACCUAAAGGAUUGAUUGCUGGAGCAUUUGAAGAUGGAACAGUUGAGUUUUGGGAUGCAGAUGUGUUGAUCAAAUCCAAAAAUCUUAAAAAGGCUUCUGUCCACAAGUCAACUAAACACUCUGGAGGUGCGGUAAAGUCCUUGCAAUUCAACCCCAUACAGCAUCACGUUUUAGUAACCGGAGGCAGCAACGGCCAGAUAUUUGUUUGGGAUACAAAGACUUUUGGCGAACCUUUUUCUCCAGGACAAGCAAUGACUCCCAUGGACGAAAUCAGCUGUGUUGCAUGGAAUAACUCAGUUAGUCAUAUCUUGGCAAGCACUGGUAAUAGUGGUUACACUUCUAUCUGGGACUUGAAAUCCAAAAAAGAGGUUUUGCACUUGUCGUACACUGGAGCAACGGGCAAGGCAAAUUUUUCGCAUGUCGCAUGGCAUCCAACCAAAUCGACCAAGUUGGUAACAGCAAGUGAUAGUGAAUCUUGUCCAGUGAUUUUGACUUGGGACUUGAGAAACUCCAAUGCUCCAGAAAAAGUUAUGGAGGGUCACAAAAAGGGAGUCUUGUCUUUGGAUUGGUGUAAACAAGACCCCGAACUUUUAAUCUCAAGUGGCAAAGAUAAUGCUACAAUCUUGUGGAACCCUAUUGAAGGUAAAAAAUUGGGAGAAUACCCAACAACUGCUAAUUGGGCAUUCAAGACAAGAUUUGCACCUUCUGCGCCGGAUAUUUUUGCAACUGCUUCAUUCGAUGGUAAAAUUAUCGUCCAAACAAUUCAGGAUACUUCGCCACCGGUAUCGACAAAAGUCUCAGCAUCGCAUGACGACAAUGAAUUUUGGAGUGAGCUUUCAGUGACCGAAACACAGCAACCCGUCUUUGAAGUAAAGCAAGCUCCCGUAUGGUUAAAAAACCCUGUUAGUGUCUCGUUCGGGUUUGGAUCAAAAUUGGUGGUUGUUGGGAAAGAUGCCAAUGGCAAAUCGACUUUGAAAGUGACUAAAUUCUUGGUAAAGGGGCACGAGAGAGCAGAGAAUUUACUCAAACAUUUGAAGAGCGAAAAUUACGAUGCAAUUGUUGAUUAUCAUUUACAAGGUCCAGCAAUUAAUGAACAGGACAAGUCUGAUUGGGAAGUCCUCAAGUCAUUGUCAAAGAAUGGAAAGCAAGGUCUUUUUGAUGAUGAGGAAGAUGGAUCGGAUACGACUGAAGAGAAAAAGAACUCUGCCAAUAAAGAAGAUGCUGAUGCCGAUGCUACCACCAAAGACAAAGAUAUUGAAAACGGCAAGGAUGGCAAAGAUGAUACUGCAAAUGCUGCAAAUGACGGUGAUGGUGAUGACGAUUUCUUUGCUCAUCUUGGAAAUGGCUCUACGCGUCAAACCGUAGAAACAUAUUCCCCUUCCGGAGAUUUUGAUAUCUACAACUCGCAGACCUCUAAAAGUGACAAAAAGUUGACCAAAUUAAUUUUGAAAAAUAAGAUCGAUGAUGCAGUUGACUCUUGUCUAGAGCAGGAUAAUUUAUUGGAAGCUUUGGUAUUGGCUUUGGACAGUUCUGCUCAAGUGAAAGAGAAAGUCAAAAAUGCAUAUUUUAGCAAACAUAAGGAAAGUAGUUUGGCCAGAGUAAUUUAUAAUGCAACCGAGAAAAACGUGACCGAUCUUGUCGCACAUGCCAAUGUCAAAAAUUGGAAAGACAUUGCUCUGGGAAUUUCGGCGUUUGCAACCGACUCCGAGGAGUAUAGUUCCAAGAUCUCUGAAUUGGGAGAUAGGAUCUUGCAUCACGACAAGUCUGCUAGAGAUGAAGCUAUAACAUGUUAUAUUGCUGGUGGUGCUUUGGACAAAAUUGCCAAUCUUUGGUUGCAAGAAUUACCACAAUACGAGGCUGAUUUAUUGAAAACUGACGACAAAAACAUUUCCUCUCCAUCAGAGGCUCGUUUACAAGCAUUAACAAGCUUUGUCGAAAAGAUUGAGACGUUCAAGUACUAUGCGAAGUUGGGAUCGGUAUUGUCCGGUCCACUUGUUGAGCCGAUUUCGAAAACCAUCUUGGAGUUUGUCAAUCUCAUUUCGGGAGCUGGUGAAUUUGAAUUAGCUAAUAAGUUGUUGAUGUUAUUACCUGGGGACAUUGCUGGUGUUGAAAAGGAAAGAAUUUCUAAAGCCACUGGCAAAGAUACCAAACCUAUUGUAUCCGAAGGUUCUGCUGCUAGAGCUUCAGUUUCAUCAUCAAAAUACUCUAAAAUACCUAGAAAAUCUUUGACUUCUGCAAAUGCUAAUGCAAAUGCAAAUGCAAAUGUUAAUUCGAAUGCUUCUUCUACUGGGGCUUUGCCAACACCAGCUACAAACAUUCUCCCGCCCUUGGCAAAUCAUCACAUCCAAGGUCAAACGCCGUCAUUUGUGCAACCUCAACCACAGACUGCAUUUGGACAACUUCCUACACCUUCCACUUCUUCCGCUUAUCCAACAGCACCAGUUGCAAAAUCGAACCCAUAUGCCAAGCCUAACCCUUAUACACCAAACAAUAUCUACAAAACGUCUCCUGUUCCUCAACCUAGCGUUGCACCACAAGCCUCCUUUUCUGGAACUGCUCCACCUCCUCCUCCUGCAGUGCAAAAGGCGAAUAGCAAAGAAGGAUGGAACGACUUGCCAGAAACAUUUAAACUGAAGACCACGGCUCCACGUCGUGCAGCAGCUACAGGAACUCCUGCUCCUUUAGUCGCACCUGUGGCAUCCUUGGGAAAUCAACCGAAUGUUGCGCAACCUCAUUUCGGGCCACCAAAGAGAACAAUCUCGACCAACAGCUUUGCUCCACCUCCACCCAAAAGUGUUAGUCGCGCGUCAUCGAAAAACUCGGUGCCAGUAGCUGCUAUCGCUUCACCAAAGCCGCCUGCUCCACCAACUACCAAGUAUGCACCACCAGCAGGAAGCAGUCCUUUGUAUCAGCAAACUCCUUCCUCAAGUACUCCGCCAACGGCUAGCGCCUCUCCUCGAACUGUGAAGAAGAAUCCAUAUGCGCCAACUACUGAAACUAUACCUCCUAAGAUUUCAUAUGCUACCCCUCCUCCACAGCUGAUUGCUACUGGUCCACCAACACCAGUAGUUCCGCCACCAAAGAACCCAUAUGCCCCUCCACCUGCGGCAAAUACCAGCUACGGUCCAACUUCAGGAAUUGCACUUCCUAUUGCACCUCCGCAACAAUCAUUUGGUUCAGCCAUGCAGACUCCAGUGCAGCCAGCUUUCAAUGGGUUCCCAGCUCCUCCACCAACUGGUCCAUCGCCAGCCAUGCGUGCGCAGGUCAAAGAGCAACCACCCGCUAAAGAACCUACACCCGAAGUGAUUGCUCCAAAACAUCCAAAGGGGGAUAGAACACAUAUACCUGAAGAUGCAUUACCCAUUUAUGAGUUGUUGAGUAAAGUUGUUGAUGCAAUAAAACCUAACAUUCCUGAAAAGUAUGCUAGACACGGUGCUGAUAUGGAACAAAGGUUGAACAUUCUUUUUGACCAUUUAAAUAACGAAGAGCUCUCUUCUGCAUUGAUAGCAUCGUUGAAGCAAGUAAGUACUGCUUUGGAAAGUAAAGAUUUUGAGUCAGCAAAGGGUGUUGAUAUUGACAUUGCAACCAACUACAGCGAUGAAUUAGGAAACUGGCACACUGGUCUCAAACGACUUAUCACCAUGGCCGAAGCAAUGUAUUAA
Lodderomyces elongisporus is the source of this 3894-nucleotide messenger RNA. RefSeq names its product Pga63p (gene PGA63). The record is from RefSeq and is a predicted model, not a curated record. The transcript has a single exon. Gene Ontology annotation, molecular function: protein binding; structural molecule activity. Gene Ontology annotation, cellular component: COPII vesicle coat; endoplasmic reticulum exit site. Bases 1 to 3894 code for a protein of 1297 amino acids. NCBI's taxonomy places the organism in Eukaryota, Fungi, Ascomycota, Pichiomycetes, Serinales, Debaryomycetaceae. Gene Ontology annotation, biological process: endoplasmic reticulum to Golgi vesicle-mediated transport; intracellular protein transport; COPII-coated vesicle cargo loading.